AUGAAAGGUGUCAAGGUUGAUGAGGAGGACAGCAUUAGUUCUCCCGCUCCCAUUUGCAUGAAGGAUUUUGGUAUCAAAGGAUUUACGCAAAAAAAAUUGGUCAUGGAAGGAAACACUUUAUGGGUGAGUCAUUGCGUUGAAAAUGUUGCAAGUGACACAGCAGAGUUGGAUUCAUUUUCAGAGCUUAACGAUGAGAGCAAGAAAGAAGUUGCUUCAAUUUCUGUGGAUUUGGUUUUACCUGAUGAUCUGUUGGAGCGGAUAUUAGCCUAUCUCCCGAUCGCUAGCAUUCUCAGGGCAGGCUGUGUGUGUAAGAGAUGGCAUGAGAUAGUGACUUCGGAAAGUUUCUUGUGGAAUUUCAACAGCAUCCUGUCACAAAAGCCUUGGUACUUCAUGUUCACAAGCUCAGAUGAACCAGUCGGUUAUGCAUACGAUCCCAUCCUCCGAAAGUGGUACGGCAUUGACCUCCCUUGCAUUGAGACAUCCAAUUGGUUCAUUGCUUCAUCGUGUGGAUUAGUUUGCUUCAUGGAUAAUGAUAGCAGGAGUGAACUAUAUGUUUGCAACUUAAUUACAAAACGCUGCAAGGUUCUUGAUGGUCCUCCGGGUCCGAAAAUCUCUGAUUACAGUGCGUUGGCAAUCUCAGUCGAUAGGGUGUCGCACAAUUACACCAUCUCAGUCGUUAAAUCUAAGCAAGUUCCAGGAAACUUCUUUCAGUGGGAUCUCUCCAUCCUUCUCUAUGACUCGGAAACAAUGACAUGGGUGACCUCUUUGACAGAGGAUUUAAUGGGAUGGAGAGCCGGUGACGAGAGUGUGAUAUGCAAUGGGGUUCUGUACUUUCUUAUUUACUCGACUGGGGGUGGUGGUUCUGAGAAUCGCCAUGGCCUUAUCAUGUAUAACCUCGCAAGCCGAUCGCCCCAUGGUAUAUUGAUGAGGAGUUUCGUCCCGGUGCCGUGUUCUCUUACUUGUGGCCGUCUGAUGAACCUCAAAGAAAAGCUUAUAAUGGUUGGAGGAAUUGGGAAACAGGAUCGACCCGACAUCAUUAAGGGGAUCGGGAUUUGGAGUCUGAAUGGAAGGGAGUGGCUAGAAAUAGCACGAAUGCCGCACAAAUGUUUCCAGGGUUUUGGGGAGUUUGAUGAUGUCUUUGCCAGCAGCGGUACAGAUGACCUCAUAUACAUCCAGAGUUAUGGAGCACCUGCUCUUCUUGUUUAUGAUGUUAACCAGAAGCAAUGGAAGUGGUCGCAGAAAUGCCCCGUGACAAAAAGGUUUCCUCUUCAGCUUUUUACUGGUUUUUGCUUUGAACCAAGGCUGGAAAUAUCUCCGUAG
Messenger RNA from Fraxinus pennsylvanica, 1320 nucleotides. The record is from the annotation of a GenBank genome assembly. Lineage: Eukaryota; Viridiplantae; Streptophyta; Magnoliopsida; Lamiales; Oleaceae.